This is a messenger RNA of Geodia barretti, 1458 nucleotides long. NCBI's taxonomy places the organism in Eukaryota, Metazoa, Porifera, Demospongiae, Tetractinellida, Geodiidae. The record is from the annotation of a GenBank genome assembly.
AGGGGGCAGGGCUAGGGCUAAACUUCUUCCUUGUGUAAAACGAGCUCCACACACUCCGACCCUGCACAAAACCUUUGUGAUGGCCUUUGUCAGAAGGUUACUGAACAGCGGAACACGUUCAAAGAAAGCAGACCCCGCAGUAUCCGGCGGCAGUAACAAGAUGAGCUCGGAGGAAGAAGCAGCUGUAGAUCAGAUGGCCGGGCUCUCACUCGCGGACGGCGGGGACCGCGAGGUUGCCACCUUCGCCAUGAGCUGAUUUUGGUUCCCCGAGGCGCAGUUCGGCAGCGCCCCGGGGGUUCUCCAGACCAGGGUGGGGUUCACGGGCGGGAAAAAGAAGGGACCGUCUUACUACAGUCUUGGGGACCACACGGAGACGGUGGAGAUUGUGUUUGAUCCCAGACAGACAGACUAUCCCACGAUGCUCAAGAUGUUCUGGGACAACCACGACACGACUCGCUGUGCCUCUCGCCAGUACAUGUCGGCCGUCUUCUACCACGGAGAGAAGCAGAAGAAGCUGGCAGAGGAGAGCAUGAAGGAGAGACAGAAGCAGCUGUCCAAACCCAUCGUCACCAAGAUCCACGCUGCCGAGGCCUUCUACGAGGCCGAGAACUACCAUCAGAAGUACCUGCUCCGUCAGCAGGGAGACGUAAUGAGUGCCCUCAACCUCUCGGACAAGGACCUCGUCACUUCUCACGUGGCCACUCGACUCAACGGUUACUGUGGAGGGUACGGGUCACUAGAGGCCCUGGAAGACGAGAUGCCAAAGUUCAGCCUCCCGGAGAACGUGCAGAAGAGGGUGCACGGGAUCAUGUCUCGCAAAUCUUACCACUAAACCCUCUCCCAACUAACAAAAAAUUUUCUAAAGACGUGUUUUAUCAGUAUGCUGCUUUUUCUUCCUCCUUUUUGCAUGUAUGUGUGUUUCAGUGGUGUGUGUGUGUGUGUGUGUGUAGGGAUGUAUAGGUAGUGGUAGAGUGUGCCUUCAUGACGCACCGGAGCCAACUUGCCCAGGCAAUGCUCCAGUGCUGAUGUUUUCAUUUAAUGCCCACCUUCCACACCUGCCAUUUCUGCAUCACCACCUAUUGUGUAUAAUAUGUAUAAUAUGUAUGCAUGUUUCCUUAUACUUGUGACACUCAGUAGCGUAUACAGCUCAGCAUGAGAUGAGAUGACGUGAUCUACACAAUGGUAUUCACUGCCUGAAGAGGCAAACAUAGACUUCCGUACAAGGCUAGGGGUGACAAUAGCAUUGCACGGUCAGCACAGCACACACAGCAGAAUGACAAGGGGAAAUCAGAGUUUGCUGAUUGGAGCAAGUCCUCCAUCGAAGGUCUUAGUGAGAGCUUCUUCAACGGUAGACACUAGGGAUACCUCUAGCUGGUUCUGCAGGAGCAGGAUUGAUGAAUGAUGCAAUUUCUGCAGCAUAAUAGCUAGGGGUGCACAGCAUAAGAUUACCUUGACAUU